Molecule: messenger RNA, 796 nt
Organism: Numida meleagris (helmeted guineafowl)
Lineage: Eukaryota; Metazoa; Chordata; Aves; Galliformes; Numididae
Gene: TMEM141
Product: transmembrane protein 141
Exons: 4
Coding region: 18-764 (248 amino acids)
Source: RefSeq, a predicted model, not a curated record
GCCCCGACGGCUCCGCCAUGGCAGCGCCGGAAGGGGCGGCGCUCCGGGAUCAGGCGGUUCCGCCAUGGUGCACCUGGGGCUGCGGCGCGUGGAGGACGGCGUGGCCGCCAAGCACCCGGUACGGCCGCGGAGGGACGCGCGGCGCCGGGAAGGCGGGGCCCGGCGGGAGGGGCUGCCCUGGUGCUAGCUGCACCCCGGCCUCUGACGGCGCCGUGGCCGGGACCGCCCGGUUCGCUCUUCUGGCAGGCAGCGGUGCUGCGUUCGCCGUGCAGAAGCUGGUGAACAAGAAAUUGCCGUACCCGCUGCAGUGGAACCUGCUGCUGUCUGUGGCGGCAGGGUCCCUGGCCAGCUAUACGGUGACCAGAGCGGAGACACAGAAAUGCUCUGACUUCUGGAUUUAUCUGGAGACAGGCAAGUCCCCGCAGGAGCACGUCGUGGCUGACAGAGUGCCUCAGCCCGCAGGGCUCUGCACUUCUCUGCUUUGCCCCUGCCAAACAUGCUGGGAUCAUAUGGGGUCCAAGGAGCUUGUUCUUGUCUGUAGCAGAAAAUCUGUUUGUCCAAGAGGACGCAGAGAGAGUGACACCAUCCGUGAGGAGGAACAAGUACGGGGACAUCGUGGAGUAGCCAGAAACACAGUGUGCUGUGCCCAUGUCCUCCUGCUGCUGCCCUCACCCCUUCUGUCUGUUUGGUGUGCCCCUGCAGCGUGGGAGAUGUCUGCAGCGCUGCUGGGAGCUCAGAUGAGUCCCCAGCGGUCUGUGUGUUGAGCACCCAAUAAAAGUCCCAAGCUGAAAGCACA